GGGAAAGCUUGAAGGACGGCGGGUGAGUGAGGGCGGCGGGACGGCGUAGCUUUGCCGGCGAAGAAAAUGUCCUCACAAAAACCAAUGAGAUAUGGACAUACAGAAGGCCAGACAGAUGUCUGUUUCAAUGAUACUGGAAGUUGUAUUGUAACUUGUGGCAGUGAUGGAGAUGUAAGAAUUUGGGAAAGCCUGGAUGAUGAUGAUCCAAAAUCCAUUAAUGUAGGCGAAAAAGCCUACUCAUUUGCUCUCAAGAAUGGGAGAUUGAUUACUGCAGUAUCUAACAACACUGUCCAAAUCCAUACAUUCCCAGAAGGUCUUCCAGAUGGUAUCUUGACCCGUUUUACCACAAAUGCAAACCAUGUUGUUUUCAGUGCUGAUGGGAGCAAAGUAGCUGUUGGAUCUAGUGAUUUUCUGGUGAAAAUAGUGGAUGUAACUAACAGCAGCCAACAAAAGACAUUUCGAGGACAUGAUGCGCCUGUUUUGAGUGUGUCAUUGGAUCCAGCUGAUACCUUUCUGGCAUCGGCUAGCUGUGAUGGAUCUAUCAGAGUGUGGAAAAUUUCAGAACAGAAUUGUGAGAUAAGCUUGCCGCUGCUGCAAAAAUGUAAUGAUGUGAUAAAUGCAAAAUCCUUAUGUAGACUGGCCUGGCAACCAAAAACAGGAAAGCUACUAGCCAUUCCAGUAGAAAAAGCAAUCAAACUAUAUAGAAGAGAAACAUGGGAUCAUGAACUGGAUCUAUCAGAUAAUUUUAUCACACAGCCCCUAAAUGUUGUGGCCUGGUCUCCAUGUGGACGAUAUUUGGCAGCUGGAAGUAUCGGUGGCUGUAUAGUCAUUUGGAAAGUGGAAACCCAAGAAUGCCUGGAAAGGGUGAAACACGAAAAAGGUUACACUGUCUGUGGUCUGGCAUGGCAUCCCAAAGGUGGCCAGCUUGCUUAUACAGAUACAGAAGGCAAUCUUGGACUACUUGAGAAUGUCUGUGAUGUAGAAAGGAAGAAAUCAAUCCAUAAGGCACCCGAUUCUUCUUUCAAAAGCUACGAUGAACUUUUUGAUGAGGAUGACAAAGAGGACUUUCUGAAUAGGGAUUUCAGUGAGGAUGACUGGGGCUCUAAGGCAGCAACAAAUGAUGAAGAUGAAGAUGACUUUAAGAUGGCUUCGGGACGUCCCAGAAACCGAGGCACAAUAAUAGAAGAUGAUGAGAACUCUCUAGAUACUGGAUUGCUGAAAGCUAAUUCUGCCCUUGAUAAGGAGGAAGAAGAGGAUGAUUUGGACCAUUUUCCAGUUCAGCCACUGCCAUCUGACCAGAGGCCGCUCUACAGUGGGCCAUUGCCAACUCCUCAGCAAAAGCCAUUCCAGUCUGGUUCUACUCCAAAACAUCUCACUCACCGCUUCAUGGUAUGGAACUCUGUGGGUAUUGUUCGCUGCUAUAAUGAUGAACAAGACAAUGCUAUUGAUGUUGAAUUCCAUGAUACUGCAAUACAUCAUGCAAUGCAUUUGCCAAAUAAUUUGAAUCACACAAUGGCAGACCUUUCCAGUGAAGCUAUUUUAUUGGCCUGUGAGAGCACAGAGGAACUAGCAAGCAAGCUACAUUGCAUCCAUUUCAACGCCUGGGAUUCUAACAAGGAAUGGACUGUUGAUAUGCUGCAGGAUGAAGACAUUGAAGCUGUUUGUUUGGGCCAGGGCUGGGCUGCAUGCGCCACCAGUUCUCUUCUGCUUCGUGUGUUCACCAUUGGCGGAGUUCAGAAAGAGAUUUUCAGUUUCCCUGGACCUGUGGUGUCGAUGGCAGGACACGGAGACCAGCUGCUGGUGGUUUUUCACAAAGGCACUGGAUUUGAAGGGGAUCAGUGUCUUGGAAUUCAGCUUCUAGAACUUGGGAAAAAGAAAAGACAAAUUUUACGUGGUGAAUCUCUUCCUCUUUCCAGGAAAUCCUAUUUAGCAUGGGUAGGCUUUUCAGCAGAAGGUACUCCUUGUUAUGUGGAUUCUGAGGGUAUUGUACGAAUGCUGAACCGAAAGCAUGGUAAUAUUUGGACCCCAGUCUGUAAUACAAGGGAGCACUGUAAAGGGAAGUCAAACCAUUACUGGAUUGUUGGCAUUCAUGAAAAUCCUCAGCAGCUCAGAUGCAUUCUUUGUAAAGGAGCUCGUUUUCCAGCUACGCUUCCCCGUCCUGCGGUAACAGUGCUGCCAUUUAAGCUCCCUUUUUGUCAAACUGCAACAGAUAAGGGUCAAAUGGAGGAGCAAUUCUGGCGCUCAGUCUUGUUCCACAACUAUUUAGACUAUUUAUCCCAAAAUGGAUAUGAAUAUGAUGAAAGUGUGAAAGGUCAGGCAGUCCAAGAUCAGCAGAAUCUCCUGAUGAAAAUGUUUGCAUUAUCUUGCACACUGGAACGCGAAUUUCGCUGUAUGGAGCUUGCUGAACUCAUGACACAAAAUGCCACGAGCUUAGCUAUCAAAUAUGCCUCUCGCUCGCGGAGGCUAAUUCUUGCCCAGAAACUCAGUGAACUUGCCGCUGAGAAGGUCUCAGAGCUGGCAUCUGCUGAAGAGUAUGCUGAGCAAGAAGAGGAAGAAGAGAAACAGCAGCCAGAUUUUAGAAACCACCUGAAUGCUGGGUACAGUAACAGCCCCACAGAAUGGAGUCGUGCUCGGGAAAGAAACAUUCAAUGCCAGCAAAAUAUGGAGACCCACGAAGAGGAUGAGGAGAAAGUGAAUGCCCUUCAUGAGGCAAAAACUAGCUCUCCCACGCCGCAUGGAAAUGCAUCUGCUUCGAAGUCUGAUGUCACUGCAUCUAGCAACUCAAUACGAGUAAAUCCUUUUAAGGUAUCCAGUAGCCAAAAAGAUGCAUUUGUUCACUCGCCCAAUAUUCUGGAUAACCUGACAAGGCUGCCUAAGAAAACCCCCACAAUGAAUAGUCAAGGAGUUCCAAACAAGAAGAGUCCAAUCAUCAAACCGUUGAUUCCCAAGCCCAAGACAAAGCAGCCUGCAGCAACUGCGUUUUUCCAACCCCGAGCACUUACUACUGAAAAGAAAGCCAGAGAAGAUAGAGAGGACAAAAAUGACACUGUACCAUCUGAACUUCAAACUGUGACUGAGAACAAAGAUAAUAAAAGGCCAAAGACUGGGUUCCAGAUGUGGCUAGAAGAGAACAGAAGCAGUAUUUUAUCAGAUAAUCCUCAUUUUGAAGAAACAGAAAUAAUAAAAGAAGGCAUGGUUCGAUAUAGAGGUCUAUCUGCUGAGGAAAGGAUGGCUUGGACGGAGAAAGCCAAAGGCAGAGAAACCAGUAAUCCAUCUGAAGGGAAAAAACGAAAGCGCCCGGAGGAUGUUAACAAUAAAGAGCAUGAAGGCCAAGAACAAAACUCAGAAGAGGAUGUGGGCUCUACUAAAAAAUCCAAAGCAUUUAACCAGUCUACCUUCGCAAAACUGUCAUCAUUUGCAUAUAAGCGGAGUUAAAUAAAUAGUUUACUUGUCAACAUUAGCCUGUAGUAUUUAAAACUUUUCCAACGGAUGGAUGAAGACUGUUCCCCUAAGGAAAUGCGCUUCUGUUUUGAACAUUCAAGAAAAGGAAGUUUGUGGAAACAUGGCUAUGAACAUAUACAGAAUACAUGGAUUUAGGAAUGGAGGUUCAUAUUCUGGAGCAAGGUGACCUAGUCUGAAGCUCUCUGAAACGUUCUGUUCCUGUGCAAGCACAUCCCUGAAGGCUCUAUGGCUGCAGUUAUAGCUUAUCUUCGUAGUGUAGGAUAGUUAGUAGCCUAAUUUGCCUUUAUAGAUCUCAAGGUGUUACCGUUGUGACUGUAGACUGGGUUCCAACUGAUGUAUAUUUGUGACCUAAAUCCAGGUAUUCUCUAAAUUGCUUCUUCAGAUACCACAUGUGGGUAGUGCUUUAUAGGACACUAAAGCAAGAGAGGACAAAAUGGAGCAUGUGGAGGAGGAGACAUGUGACUCAGGAGAUGAACUGUGUGCUAACUUGAGACCAAGUUCCAGUUUCUUUUCUCCAUUUCCUCCAUGCCCAGCAUAUAACAAGGAUUGUUAUUUUUUCUGCCUCACUAUCAGCCGAAUGUAGUAAUAGAGCCAGCUCAUUAUUUCCUUGCCAUUCAAGUUAAAACCUCCAAUGGUUUGUGUCAUUCAACUUCCAUUCUAGAGAAAUCCAUAAAGAAUGGAUUUUAGUUACCUUGAUUCAGACUCCUGCCAGACUGGACUGACUCCAUAUAAGUCAGGGGUCUUCAACCUUGGCAACUUUAAGACUUGUGGACUUCAACUCCUCAGCUUUGCUGGCUGAGGGACUCUGGGAGUUGAAGUCCACAUGUCUUAAAGUUGCCAAGAUUGGAGACCCCUGAUAUAAGUCAUAUUCCACUCCCAGGUAGCAUUGUAUUCUAGAAGUUAAAUCAAAGUCCAAUUUAUGGGAGGAUCCUAGCCCCUGGCAUUAAAAGGUAUCCUUUAGUUCUGUGUAGUAAACUGAAAAAUCCCAGGCUCAGACUAUUAUGCCAUUGUUCUCCACAUCUUAUAAUGUUUUAUUUUUAUGUUACUGGUGAUUUUAAAUAAAGCAAGAACCUUUUUUAUUUUGGCUGUUGAACACUUUAUUUCCGUUUUCAACAUCUUUCACUGGUAAUCCUCACUUAGUGACUAGAAUUGAAACGGGCAAAUCCACUGCUAAAUGUUGUGGGGGAGAAAAUCACUUUCCAGUAAGUGCAGUGGCUGCAAUGGACUUAGAAUAUCACUUUCCAUUUGAUUGUUAGGUAAGUCAGCGCAGUCAUUAAGAAAAACAUCACACGACAAGUUUUUACUUCUAUAUUCUUCAUUAGCUCUACUUGUCACAAGUCAGUUGGAAAGAACAAAAAUGGCAGUCACAUGACUGGGAGACUGCCAGUUGUAAAUUUGUGCCAAUUGUGAUAUGUCCAAGUGUAACAUGGAUGCUCUUAACAGUCAUAAAUGUGAGGGAUUGGUCACAAUUUUUUUAUACUGUUCCAACUUUAAAUGGUCACUAAAGUUGGUAAACAAGGACUACUAAAAUUGAAACCUGCAAAUUCCUCCAAAAUCUCUUAAACCAGCCAUAUAAUUGUCUUUACUUCUGGCCACCUGAGAAUGCUGAGAAUACAUUGAUAAUGCCAGGUGUUCCCUCCAUCUGACCCAAAGAAUAGUGUAAAAACAGUUCAGUGAGUGGGCUGGGGCAAAAUUUUAGUACUUACUACUUACACACAGCAAUCCUCGUACUAGGAAAGUUUAAAAAAGAAAGCAUGAAUA
Molecule: messenger RNA, 5223 nt
Organism: Ahaetulla prasina
Lineage: Eukaryota; Metazoa; Chordata; Lepidosauria; Squamata; Colubridae
Gene: WDHD1
Product: WD repeat and HMG-box DNA binding protein 1
Exons: 26
Coding region: 67-3435 (1122 amino acids)
Biological process (GO): mitotic cell cycle; DNA-templated DNA replication; DNA repair
Cellular component (GO): nuclear replication fork
Molecular function (GO): protein binding; chromatin binding
Source: RefSeq, a predicted model, not a curated record